AUGGAGUAUUCUAUUCCAAUCAUGGAAGGAUACACAAUUGAAGAGAUAUUAAUAACAUAUAAAGCUGAUGACUGUCAAAAAAGGGUCUAUCAUCGAACUGUUUAUUCAAAUAAGAAACCUUUUUCGCAUUUCAUUAAUCUAAACCAGUUUAAUUCAAAACAAGAUCAUUCACAAUCAAAUGUUAAGGAAGAAACAAUAUUCAACGUCAAAUUUAAGCCUGGAGUUCCGUAUAGUGACGUUGUCAAGAAUCUUCAUACUUACAUUUCUCUUAUAUCUGGUGCAGGAUUUUCAAAACACAUUGAAUUGGCAUCACUCCUAAACUUUCGUUGCCCAACAGAAACUACAUUACUUGCGCAUCUAAAGAGCAUAUUGCCAGAUCUUGAGAAAGUUGCAACAGCAAGUUGUGAAGCUAAUAUACAAGAAAUUCUUAAACAUGAUUCAGAAUACAAAUUUAAUGUUUCAUUAGAUUGCGCAUGGAGUUCUAAGCGAUGCUUUACAUGCCGUCAUUAUGCUUAUAGAUAUAAAUACAAACAAAAUAUUAGAUUUUAG
Trichomonas vaginalis G3 is the source of this 549-nucleotide messenger RNA. RefSeq lists its product as uncharacterized. The coding region runs from base 1 to 549 and encodes 182 amino acids. The transcript has a single exon. The record is from RefSeq and is a predicted model, not a curated record. NCBI's taxonomy places the organism in Eukaryota, Parabasalia, Trichomonadida, Trichomonadidae.